Stylophora pistillata is the source of this 1986-nucleotide messenger RNA. RefSeq names its product protein SPO16 homolog. Gene Ontology annotation, cellular component: chromosome. The record is from RefSeq and is a predicted model, not a curated record. NCBI's taxonomy places the organism in Eukaryota, Metazoa, Cnidaria, Anthozoa, Scleractinia, Pocilloporidae. Gene Ontology annotation, biological process: reciprocal meiotic recombination; synaptonemal complex assembly.
CAGUCCCUCUCGACCGAGGUGGUUUUGGUGGAUGGAAUCUGAUGCUGAUCGUCGGCUUCUUGCAAGCAAUAUGGCGGACAACGUUCUACCUUGUUGGCCAGUGAUACUGAACAAAUCACUCGAAAACAGCGACAUUCACCGACUUCUGAUGCAGUUUCAUAAAGUUCGGGUUACAGACACAACGGGCCAAGGAGUGAUAAUUUUUCCACUCUCUUCUGUCGCCUUCAUGAUAAUGCCUGUGAAUCAGAUACUGAAGGAGGACCAGGGAAAGCAUUCACUUAAUGAAGAUACCGUAGAAAGGAUACACAGACUAAAUCAGUUACAUCGCAGAGCUUAUGUUAUUCUUGUAGCUGCUUUCAAAGGGCCUGAACAAAUAAAAGCUUGGACAACCUUGCAAAGCAGGUUCGUAGGAACAAGUUCAAGGUUUAUUCCUGCCCACAGUGCUAAAGAAUGCUUUGACUGCAUGAUAGCCAUUGCUAAGGUUACUAGUAAGCCCAUGGCAAGAGUGAUUCAAGAAAGAAUGAAAAGGCUACAAGAGUCGACAAUUAGUGACAACAUUGUUCUAAGUGCCCUUGCUACUAUAGGACUAAGCGGCCAUGAAUGCUUGGUGCUACAGGAUGGUUGCAAGAAUGUAGCCAAGGUGUCACAGGCUACCAAGGAAGAGUUACUAGACUGUAGUUUGGACCAACACACUGCUCAGAAAAUUAUCAACUUCUUUGAAAAAGAUAGCAUACAGAUUUAAUUUUUAAUGAGGCCAGGGUGUCACAGGCAACGAAGGAAGAGUUUGUAGACUGUAGUUUGGACCGACAUGCUGCUCAGAAAAUGAUCAACUUCUUUGAAAAAGAUAGCAUACAGAUUUAACUUUUAAUGAGGCCAGGGUGUCAGAGGCUACCAAGGAAGAGUUACUAGACUGUAGUUUGGACCAACACACUGCUCAGAAAAUGAUAAACUUCUUUGAAAAAGAUAGCAUACAGAUUUAAUUUUUAAUGAGUGACUUGGAGUCUUUAUUGCAUUUCCUCAAUUCGGGUAUAAACUCAUUAAAAACACUUUCAUACAAAAUUAACUUCUAGAAAAUUUUUGUCUGUUAAAUAAUGACUUUCCCAUUAUUUUGGUAACAUCACAAUGAAAUGAUAAAUUGUUACCAAAUACAUCAGUUAAGAAAUCAGGACAGUUCCCACUUUUAACAAAUGGUAACAACAUUAAAAUAACUUUUCAUUCAACCAAACACUGUGCAUGGCUGAAGUUGAACACAAGUAUAAUUCAAAGAAGUCAUACAAACUGAAUUAUUCUUUAGCUCAAUUCAGCUCCAAAGUAGGAGACAGUGAUACAGCCUGAUUAUCACAAGUCCACAACAGAUAAGAAAUAUAUUCUAGUGUCAGUACAUAAUGCCUAACUGUAAGUGUAUACUAAGUGCCUGCUGCAAUCAUAAUACAAAAUGACAUCUACCCGUAGAUACACCUAUACAACCAUAUGAAAUGUUGACUAUGGUUUUAUCACCAUGAUAGCCCCUUUCCACCCCAAGGGCUAUUAUUAUUUUUUCUUAAUGCCUGCUAAACAUUCUUAACACUUUUUACUCAGUGUAUUCGGUUUAUAACUAAGCAAUAUCUGACAAAUGAUGUAUUUCCUUCUUCUCACCACUUCAGUGUUUGAUAAUGUAAAGAUAUUGAAGGAAGAAUUUACUUAUUGCUAACAUCUGGGAGUGAAAGAGUUUAGUAUGAAAUGUGUGAGAGCUAUUUCAUGGUAUCAGUUGUAUUUCAAGUUUUCACUUGCUUCUUUUUCUAUGGUUAUCUGUCCACAAUAUGUCCAAGUGCAUCUCCUUUAUCUGAGUAAACUCUUAACCCUGUACACUCAAUAUGCAUACCUUCUUAUAGGAAAUUAACAUGCACUUUAUUAACAAUGCAUUAAUUUAAUAUAUUGUAAGAAAUAGACAACUUUUUUGAGAGACAUGUUUCGGCAUGCAUAUGCCAUCUUCAAUCAAUGAGUAAC